Messenger RNA from Gekko japonicus, 584 nucleotides. It is a transcript of the gene EFCAB3, whose product is annotated as EF-hand calcium binding domain 3. The annotation marks the transcript as partial. The transcript has 3 exons. NCBI's taxonomy places the organism in Eukaryota, Metazoa, Chordata, Lepidosauria, Squamata, Gekkonidae. The record is from RefSeq and is a predicted model, not a curated record.
CAACCACUACCCCUUCGGACAGCCCCUACGCUCAGAUACCCAUCUUCCCAUUGAUCCCCAACCGGGAUUGUGUGAUGGCAGGAAAGCCAAAGAAGGAUAUCCACAAACUGGCAGCCCUGAGGAGUAUGGAGCCUGUCACAUCUUUUGAGGACCAUUUCUUCCACAAGAGAAGGUGGCUGCCAGAGAGCAAAGCCUCCAAGGCUCCGAGGCCCUCCCUCUCCCUUGCUCCGGAACUAACGUCCAAGGGUCGCCGUUUGACUAUACACAACCUUGAUGAAAUUCGCCGAGAGGUGAAGAAAGCAACAGAGAACUACCGGAAGGCGCUUGCUCUCCGGGAACGCAACAAGUCACUGAAGCUGUGGCGGAGACUGCGUGGUGGGGAGAUUGGCUUGGAAUCAGGGAAUCCCAGCUUCUAUCAGACUUUCUCCACCUACUCGUGGUCAUGGAAUGUUUGCAAGGAGCUGCUGACUCCUCAAGAACUCCAGGAGUAUGACAACCAGCUGUAUCACAGCUCCUCCCGAUCAGCCAGCCCUGUAGACAGGAUGAUCAAAGUUGACGGGAAGCAAAGAGGAAGUAAGAAGUAG